CUUUCAAAGCUCGCUGACUGAUGGAAAUAAAUGCAUUGCAUAAAAUUACGAUUAGAAUAGUCCUUAGCAACGCGUUUGAGAGAGUAAACCUUUAUAUUAAAGUGCAAAGUAACGCACAACAGAUUCGGUUUCAAGUGCCAGUGGAAAAUUUAAGCUAUUAAAAUAAUACAAAACAAGAAUUGUAGUUUACUAAACAAAAUGUGAACGUAAUACAAAGUUAAAAUAUCGAUAUUAUUUCGAGUGAGCCAUAUUUAUUAAUCGUAAAAUCCACACACUCAGUUUACUACCUUGGCACAAGGGAGUGGCCAGUCACGCCAAUAACUGCCUUGUACUGCAUUGAAUUCCAAAUCUAACAAGAGCCAAAUGGAUUUUUGAUGCAUAAGCAUAUGGUAUAAGGAUAAGAGGUAAUGCUGGUUUACAGAGGAAAAAACGCUUUAAUCGGAUUUUUAGAGCAACAUUGUGUUUUAAAUCUAUGUCAAAUAGAAAAUUUGCGCUAUGGCCCCAUUUAAACUGAAAUUCCGAAUGGGUGGCUCACGCAGCACAUCACAAGAGCAUGAGGCAGAUCCACAGGUAAACGAGGCGCUACUCAAUCAUCACCAGCAUCAUUCGGCGACAAUUGGUGCCAGUAGUUCCACCAUCGAUUCGACAGACUGUACAAGUCUUGGUUCAAUGGGUACCAAUGAGCGUAAAUCCUUGCUGCCAAACAAAAGCAACAAUUUGCAAUUGGAAUAUAACGACCCCAGGACAACAACGUGCAAUGACGAAUCGUCAACGGAGUCGAAUAUAUUUCCAACAACACCACCGUCAAAUUACGAUCAUAUGUUAGAAGAGCUGAAAGUAAUCACCCGUGAAAACGGUUCAAAUAAUGGACGUCGGGAUUCCUUGAACAACUCAAGCAACAACAUUCUUUUGUCAUCGCUGGAGCACCUUUCCUUGAGCGAUAAUAUUACCAUUCAAUGUACAGAUCCCAAUUGCCAAGAGAUUUACAUGUGCAACGAGCAAUUAAUGCUACAACGACAGCAAAAUUCAACUUUAAACGAACGCAACAAUUUCAAUGAAUUUGUGGAGCAAUCGCAAACAUUAGAUCAAAGUCAGCUUAACAACGAGUUUAGCAACUCCGACGACGAGUGUGAAGACGACAAUCGUAAAGAAUCAAUUGAUUCGACAGAGCUUCUAAUAUCAACGAAGAUGGCAGCGCCAAUAGCAGCAUCAGCAACACAGAACAACUCAAAUUCUAUGGAGAACGACUACAGAGGCGAUUGUGAGCAAUGCGAGACGGGUAAUUACAGCGAGGAAUGCACCGAUGAAUGCAACACCAGCAACAAUGGCCAAGCCAAUAAUGGAAUAAACAGCAAUGAUUUUUUUGAUCCACUCAUCAACCAUAGAGGAUAUUGUAGUGGAGAAAACCAUUACAAUCAAGAAAGUUGUGAUAAUCAAAUGCAAGAUGAUUACCAAGGCGAACGAUGUAACAGUGACAGCGACGACGGUUGGAGCAGACAUCAGCAAAUGUCAAAUAGUCAAAGCCAUCAACAACAACUGCAGACACAAUCUUACGAGUACGGCAACCAAAAUUCGGCCCAGGAACGGUCCAUCACACCGGAAAUAAUAAGCAACAAAUCGUCAAAGGAAAUAUACAAAGAUUUAGCGAAGCAGUGGGGCAUAACGUGUAAGAUGUCAGACGCGUGUCGGUGCAUGGAAUGUCAGGGUCAUUAUUUCGAUUGCGAAUUUGACGAUAAUGAUCAUCAGAAAACGGAUGGUGGACUGGGUGCGGGCACACCAAUGUUUAUCAGCGAAGUGAUGCACGGUUCCGCAUGUAACAUCCUCUAAACUCGCGUAUCUGGAACAUAGUUCUCAAAACGAAAUUUUGUGGAAGUGCAUGAAAGUCCUUAGUGCUUAAAGCGCAGUUAGUCAACGACGUAGCGUAAACGUAGGUUGACGUACGUAGCAGCAUAUCAAAUUUACUGUUGAUA
Messenger RNA from Rhagoletis pomonella (apple maggot), 1970 nucleotides. RefSeq lists its product as uncharacterized. The transcript has 6 exons. The coding region runs from base 496 to 1827 and encodes 443 amino acids. The record is from RefSeq and is a predicted model, not a curated record. NCBI's taxonomy places the organism in Eukaryota, Metazoa, Arthropoda, Insecta, Diptera, Tephritidae.